Corythoichthys intestinalis (scribbled pipefish) is the source of this 8517-nucleotide messenger RNA. RefSeq names its product diacylglycerol kinase, beta (gene dgkb). Gene Ontology annotation, molecular function: ATP-dependent diacylglycerol kinase activity; calcium ion binding. Gene Ontology annotation, biological process: lipid phosphorylation; diacylglycerol metabolic process; intracellular signal transduction. Lineage: Eukaryota; Metazoa; Chordata; Actinopteri; Syngnathiformes; Syngnathidae. Gene Ontology annotation, cellular component: plasma membrane. The coding region runs from base 2120 to 4468 and encodes 782 amino acids. The record is from RefSeq and is a predicted model, not a curated record. The transcript has 25 exons.
CAAAUUCUGAAUUACAUACUCUUGCCUCAGCACCCAAUGGACCGCUCAAUUGAUCGACAGCUGCAUCGACUCCCCUUCUUCUUCUUCAUACUAAACAUGUAAUUUACACUCUUGCAUGACCGCAAGGUGGAACACUCACUGGAUCUCCACCACCACUUCAUCACUUGUGGCGUUUCAAUGAGAAAUUGGGUCAUUCAUGGGAUCUACUACGGGAUCAUCCACCGUUUCCUUCAUUGGAUGGCCACCCACUCUUCUACGUUUGUACUUACUAAUUCAGUAACACACUGGACCGUUCACGGGAUUCUGUGCUGGAUCUCUACCCCCUUCUAUAGAACCAACAUCUAAACUUGGACAACAAAUUCUUGUCCGAUAAAAUACUGGAUCCUUCACUGGAUGUUCACCCACUCUUUACACGUGACAUCUACUUCAGAAAUCCACCCUCUUGCCACAGUGUCAACUGGAAUUUAUGUUCUAUCAAUCAUUGCAUCUCUACUGCAUAUUCAUAUUGGACAUCUAAACCUAAAAAACUCAUUCUUUGUAUAUGCACUCACCAAAUCAUUCUCAGGAUUAACCACUAGAUCUACAUCUUCUGCUUCACCUAUAACAUCGAUUUCAGAAAUAUAAAUUCCUUGUUAGAACCUAUUUGUCCUUCACUGAGCCCUCCUGGAUCGUUACUGACUCUUCACAGUCAACAUUUAAGAAAGAAAUACACACUCCUGUGUCAAACAUCCACUGGAUUUUCUAUUCAUCACUGUCACUUGUCUAUGUAUUUUAAAUCUAAUUCUAGAAAUGCAACCCUCAGCCUUGGAAGUCAUUGAAUCCCUUUGCUGAAUCAUGUUUAUACGAUCCACCAGAUAACUAUUGCUGCUUCUCCAGUAGAUCACAGACUACCACAUAUUCACAACAGGAUCACCCACUGAAUCUUUCAUUGGAUCAGAGUUGCCAAUUGUUUUGAACACUUGAUUGAUUGAAUAGAACUAGGCUUAGAACCAUCUUAAUCAUCGCUGGUAUUUAGCACUAGAUCCCUCACCGGAUCCCUGAGCCCUACUGUCUUCUCUAACAAAAAGAAAACUUCUGGAGCCUCUACUGGAUCCUUGACCGGAUCACUAUCUGAUCUAACUGAUCUAACUUACUGACUUUAUCCAUACCUGAUGUCUUAUUCAGGCUUACCAACCAUUCGAUCCUACUUACUACCUGACUUUAUACUUACUACCUGACUUUAUCCAUACCUGAUAUCUUAUUCAGGCUUACCAACCGUUGAAUCCUGUAACAUAAUUUCCACUAGAUCAACUCCUGGAUCCAUCACUGUCUUAACACUUGACUUCUGAUUGAAAAAACACACUCCCCCAGGAUCUAACGGCUAACUCAUUGGAUAAAUGCAACCUCUUAAGGAAUCAAUAUGAAAAACACUGCUCAUCCUUAGCCCACAUUGGAUCGCCACAGGAUAACUGCGCAAUCAUUGGAUCCUGUAACGUAAUCUCCACUAGAUCAACUCCUGGAUCCAUCACUGUCUUAACACUUGACUUCUGAUUAAAAGAAAAACACUCCCCAAAGACCUACAGGCUAACUCAUUGGAUAAAUGCAAUCUCUUAAGAAAUCAAUAUGAAAAACACUGCUCAUACUUAGCCCACAUUGGAUAGCCACAGGAUCGCUGCCAUCUGUUUUGAUAUGUAACAUCGAUUCAAAAACUCUUCGACACCGAUUGGAUACCCUACUAGCUCACUACGAUUGCAAUUAAGAAAACAAACACUUCUCAGGACCCACUGGAUCCCUGCCAGCUCAUCUAAUGAAAAAAAAAACAACAACAACAACACCCUCCUCUGUACCUUGGGUUCCCCACUGUUUCAGCUCUACCACUUCUUCUUCACACGCCUCAUCUAAUUACGAUACCUCAGCACCCAGCAGAUCCCCCGACGGAUCUCUGCCGCCUCCUCUUCUCCACAUUCUCAAUGACAUACGCUCACACUCCUCCUCGUCCUCGCUACCCACUGACUGGCUCUUCCAUCGGAGCGUCCUUUUAGGAAUGUGAUCUGAUCCCUGAACUCUGCAGCAGCACGCAUUGAGGCUCCCGGUUUGGCUUGCACCUGGCAAAAAUGCUUCUCGCUGAGGCCUGAGCACCAUGACGAGCGGUCAAGAUGCUUGGGUCACGCUGACCCCUGCAGAAUUUGCUCUAUUGCAGGAGUACACUCAGUACUCCAGCAAGAAGCUGAAAGAUGUGCUGCAGGAGUUCCACGGAGAUGGCGUGCUGGCAAAAUACAAUCCAGAGGAGAAACAGGAAAUCCUCAGCCAGGAGAUCGACUUUGAGGGCUUCAAAGUCUUCAUGCAGACGUUCCUGGAAAGUGAGUUGCCGCAAGAGUUCUGCCAGCAUCUCUUCAUGUCCUUCAGCAACAAGGACCACGCCAGCCCGUCCUCGGACAAGCCCAGAGUGUCUGGCCUAAAGCUGAUCAAAAGCAACUCAACUCCCCUGAGGACCAAUACCCUGCCCGAUCCUCCAAAUAUGGUGCAGCUCAAAGACAUUGUGUGUUACCUGUCGCUGCUGGAGGGAGGAAGGCCUGAGGACAAAUUGGAGUUUAUGUUUCGCCUCUAUGACACCGACGGAAACGGAUCUUUGGAUAGCUCGGAGCUGGAGCACAUCAUCUCGCAGAUGAUGCACGUGGCCGAGUACCUGGAAUGGGAUGUGACCGAGCUCAAACCCAUCCUGCAGGAAAUGAUGCAGGAGAUUGACUACGACCACGACGGUACCGUUUCUCUGGAGGAGUGGAUCCAAGGAGGAAUGACCACCAUCCCGCUGCUGGUUCUGUUAGGUCUGGAGACUAAUGUAAAAGAUGACGGUCAGCACGUAUGGCGUCUAAAGCACUUCAACAAGCCGGCUUACUGCAACCUUUGCCUCAACAUGCUCAUCGGUCUCGGCAAGCAGGGACUCUGCUGCUCGUUCUGCAAGUACACGGUCCACGAGCGCUGUGUGGCCCGCGCGCCGCCCUCUUGCAUCAAAACCUACGUCAAGUCCAAGAAAAACACCGAGCUCAUGCACCACUUCUGGGUGGAAGGGAACUGCCCCACCAAAUGUGACAAGUGCCACAAAACCAUUAAAUGUUACCAGGGCCUGACUGGGCUCCACUGCGUGUGGUGUCAAAUCACGCUCCAUAACAAGUGUGCCUCCCACGUGAAGCCAGAAUGUGACUGUGGACCUCUGAAGGAUCACAUCUUGCCGCCCAACUCCAUCUGCCCUGUUGUUCUGGAAAGGCAGUCGACGUUGAGGAAAGACUCGCGGUGCAGUCAGUCAAGUCGUGGAAAGGUGCAAAGAGCCAACUCUGUUACCGUGGAUGGGCAAGGCCUGCAGAUCACGACAAUGGAGGGCACUCAUCCGCUGCUGGUGUUUGUCAAUCCGAAGAGUGGCGGCAAACAGGGAGAAAGAAUCUACAGGAAGUUCCAGUACCUCCUGAACCCGAGACAAGUGUACAACCUGGCAAAGAAUGGACCCAUGCCCGGGUUGAAUUUCUUCCGAGAGGUCCCCGAUUUCCGGGUUUUGGCGUGCGGAGGGGAUGGCACAGUUGGCUGGAUUCUGGACUUUAUUGACAAGGCCAACUUGGACCGGAACCCACCCGUGUGUGUACUUCCUCUCGGCACAGGAAAUGACUUGGCUAGAUGUCUGCGCUGGGGAGGAGGCUACGAGGGUGAGAGCCUGCUCAAGAUCUUACGCGAUAUCGAAAACAGCAGCGAGGUGAUGCUAGACCGCUGGAAGAUCGACGUCACGGCCACCGACAAGGACGAGCGCGGCGACCCGGUGCCCUACAGCAUUGUAAACAACUACUUCUCCAUCGGAGUGGAUGCCUCCAUCGCACAUCGCUUCCAUGUGAUGAGAGAGAAGCACCCGGAGAAAUUUAACAGCAGAACAAAGAACAAGUUGUGGUACUUUGAGUUCGGCACUUCCGAGACAUUCUCGGCCACGUGCAAGAAGCUGCAUGAUUUUCUGGAGGUUGAGUGUGACGGCGUGACCCUCGACCUGAGCUCCGUUUCCUUGGAGGGCAUCGCCAUCCUCAACAUUCCCAGCAUGCACGGCGGCUCCAACCUGUGGGGCGAGAGCAAGAAGAGGCGGGGUCACCGCAAGGCGGCCAAGAAGGGCCCGGAUAGGAGGACGCCUUUGACCGAUCCCAAAGAGCUCAUGUUUGCGGUUCAAGACCUGUCAGAUCAGCUGUUGGAAGUGGUCGGCCUGGAGGGUGCUAUGGAAAUGGGCCAAAUCUACACGGGUCUAAAGAGUGCUGGAAGACGCCUGGCGCAGUGCUCCUCUGUCACCAUCAGAACCAGUAAAUCCCUUCCCAUGCAGAUUGAUGGUGAGCCUUGGAUGCAGACUCCCUGCACUAUCGAGAUCGUCCACAAGAACCAAGCUCCCAUGCUGAUGGGUCCUCAGCCGAGUCGAAGCUUCUUCUCAUCACUGGUGCGAAGACGGCGGGCGGAAAGCAAUGACUGAUCAUUGAAAAUACUUCUCAAAGUCCUCGUCAGAGCCCGUAACAGCUCACACGGGCAAACCCUGGAUUCUCUCUGACCCGCUUGGAGAUGCGUGGAGCUCGCAUCCUUGCUUGCUAGCCCGCCGUGCUGUAGCAAAAGUGUAGGUUAUGCCAGGUGGGUGAGAGUGCGGCUUGGAUCCAGAAAAAUGCAGUUUUUUUUUUUUUUUAAUUGUCACUGUUGUUCCGUUGCGGACAAAUGUUUUGUUAUGAGGAGACUGCGCAAUUAUUUAUUCAUACACUGGUAACUUGUUUGAGUUAUGAGUGAGCUUAAGAUUUGACCCCAUUUGAGUGAAUUAAAAAAUUUUUUUUUAAAAAAAACAGCAAUUACAUAUUUUAAAAUCAAACUUAGUCCUGCGUUAGAAAAAAAAAUCUAUAUAUUAAUUUUGUAUUAUUUAUUUGUCAUCCUUAAUAUGUCAUUUUCUUAUUUUUAUUACCAUCAGAGUCCAAAAUUUAAUAUGGAAAAUAUAUGCAAAUUUUCUGUGUUCGAAAUUUGACGGGACAUGAUGAUGAAAUUGAGUUAAGAGCUGUAUCAUGGAACAAAUUCUUCUAAGUCAAGGCACCACUGUAUUUGUUUAUCAUGUUAGUUUUUCCCUUUUUUUGCAUCUCUGACGUGAUUUUUUUGGGCACUUGGUGGUCACCUCGCAUGUGUUGCUUUUUUAUGGACAAGGCUCACUACUGCCAGUUGUUAAUGAUUGUUAUAGAAAUAGAAAUGCAUGCAUGACGCUUUUUUACAGGAAUGGACGACUUCGCUUAAACCAGGUUUUCGUGUUUUAUUUGAAUGGAAAAAUAGCCUGAAUGACUUUUCUGUGCAGGCGUUUCAUUAGGGUAACAUGCCUUGAUUUUUUUUUUUUUUUUUUUUCAGUGAUUUUUGUUCAUUUUAUUCACACACACAAAAAUAACAGCAACACGAUUAUUGUUAAGUCGUACAGUAAGUAGCAGUACUAGUAACAGAGACUUCUGUAUGAAUUUUGGUCUCUGGGUGAUAGUUUUUGCGCUUUUCCUACAGUAAGGAAAUAGUCCAGUAAAUUUUUCGAUAAUUGAAACGCUGCGCAGCUAUUUAAGCAUUCAAUAGUGCCAUUGACGGUGCUAGACGUCCAAAUGUGGCUCAUUUCAUCCAGUGUUGUUUUUUGGCAUCCCUUCUAAUUUUCAUACUUUGUACGAAAAUAAUUAUUAGUCUUGGUCAUAGUUUAGUAAUUUCCAAAUUUGUCUUGUCACGUUUUCGUUUAGGAAAGCCAAAUUUCAACUGGCUUUGAGUUUGUGAGUUGACACAUACUCAAAAUGUUUUCGUCUGCAAAAUGCAAAAGUUUUAGUCCCCCCAAAAAAUAAAAUAAAGGUUUCCAGCAAUUUGGAACGUACAUUGACAGGCAAUCACAUCUUGUAGCGUCUACAAGAAUUACGCCAAAUUUGUGAUAAUCAUCCACAUUCAUCAGGUAAAGGUACAUUAUUUUCAAUUAAUUAUACCUACCUGGACGCCACAAACUUAAAAAAAAAAAAAAAAAGAGUUUAACAUGUCGCUCAUGCUAAUGAGAAAAUGAUUGCUAUGCUAACGCUCAGAGUUCCGUUGAGUGUGUGAAGAUCACUCAGCACAGACCUUUAGAGGCUAAAGCAACAUUGCUUAUUCUCUCUUGCCAACAUAAGAAUACAAAUCUUACUAUGUGUUUCAAUACAAGAAAGCCUGGAGCCUUUAGAGGACACCAGUGAGUGGGGGUGGGUGCAGCACGUCACAUGAGUGACACAACCAAAAAAAAUGGUACGAUGCAGGCUAACUACAUAUACUGUACAAUAAAUAAUGUCACGCAUCCAUUGAUAUCCAUUAUCUUCCGCUUAAUUCGGGGUCUGGUCGCGGGGGCAGCAGCUUUAGCAGGGAAGCCCAAAUUUCCCACUCCCCAGCCACUUCAACCCGGUCCUCCCGAGGCGUUCCCAAGCCAGCCGAGAGACAUCGUCUCUCUAUGGCAUGUCCUGGGUCGUCCCCAGAGCCUGCGGCCGGUGGGACAUCCCCGGAACACCUCUCCAGGGAGGCGUACAGGAGGCAUCCGAUCUUAAUGCCCUAGCCACCUUAGCUGCCUCCUCUCAAUGUGGAGGAGUAGUGGCUCGACCCUGAAUCCCUCCCAAAUGACCAAGCUUCUCACCCUAUCUCUAAGGGAGAGCCCAGAGACCCUGCGGAGGAAACUCAUUUCAGCCGCUUGUAUCCGGGAUCUUGUUCUUUCAGUCACGGCCCACAGCUCUUGACCAUAGUUGAGGGUAGGAAUGUAAAUCUAUUGGUAAAUCAAGAGCUUCGCCUUUUUGCUCAGCACCUUCUUUACCACAUUGUACUGGUGCAGAGUCCGCAUCACUGCAGACGCUGCACCGAUCUGCCUAUUGAUCUCCUGCUCCCUCCCACCCUCACUUGUGAACAAGACCCCAAGAUACUUGAACUCCUACACUUGGGGCAGGAUCUCAUUCCCAACCCAGAGAGGGCACGCCGCCCUUUUCCGACUGAGGGUCAUGGUCUCGGAUUUGGAGUUGCUGAUCUUCAUCCCAACUGCUUCACACUCGGCUGUGAACAGCUCCAGUGAGAGUUGGAGAUCACGGCUUGAUGAAGCCAACAGCACCACAUCAUCUGCAAAAAGCAGAGAUGCAAUGCUGAGGCCACCAAACCGGACCCCCUCAAUGCGUUGUCGUCUUGUGAGAUGAAAAUGGGCAUUCAUCGCGUUAUGUUUUAGUUUCCCUAUACACAUUUUUAGCUUGUUAUCGUGUUGUCAUCGUCAUGAAAAAAAAUUGUUCCUCGACGAAAUAUUUUCGUGAUCGCCUUUGUUGACGAAAACAAUGUUUUUAUCAUUCUGCUGUGAAGGUUUAUCACGAGUAGACCUCCAAUCCAUUUGAAGUGGGAGGGUGGCAGUGAAUGAACAACCCACUGACUAUAAAUGCAUUGGACGUCUAGGCCCGUCAAUGGCAGCCAGUGAGUUAAUUUAUUAAAUAAAAAUGGCCUUUAAAUCUUUUGUUUUUAAGAUAAAAAAGAAUGGGCGAAAAAAAAUGCAUCCAAAUUGAUAUUGGUAUUGUGAUGGUUUGGGGCUGCUUUGCUCCUUCAGGACCUAGACGACUUUGUAGACAUGAAGAAAUUGCAUCACAUUUAAAAUGAAAUUGGCAAAACCCCACGAGCAGUAAAUUAUCAGAUGAAUGAAAUAUUAACAAUGUCAACAAUUAAAAAGAAAAAAAAAAUCUUUAUUUUUGAGUAACGUGUCUGAUCAAUAAUUUGCCUUCUUAGAAUGUAGAGCAAAAUAAAGCAAAAUAAUAUGUACACUAAAAUUAGAUAUAUAAGGUUAUAUAUAUAUAUAUAUAUAUAUAUGUGCAAAACAGAGAAACUUAUUGUACAAAAUGAAUAUUUAAUAGUACAUAACAUCUCUUUAGUAUUUUUAGGAAAAUUAGUUUUUAAAGUUACUGCUUUGGCCAAUAGAAUACAAAAAAAAAAAAGAUUUUAUUUAUAUAUUGUAUAAAUGCUGAUUUUUUUUUCUUUUUAGCAAAUUGCAACACUUUUUAUGAAAAACAGGAAUAUGCAUACAAAAUAUUGCUACAAUUAAAUUAUUUUAUAACUGCUGAUUUUUUGUGUGCCUCAGCAACAGUUUGUCUUUUUAAUGACCUAAGAAAAAAAAAGCGCCUUCCUCAAAUUGGUGACACACUUUUCCCCAUCAGGAAAAAAAAACGGGUAAUCCGCAUAAUUCCGAUGUGCGUGCACUUGAUAAAUGUCGUGUUUGCGCUGCUGCAUGGAGUCUUUUGCUUUGCAUUUUUCAACAUUUUCUUCGUCACUCUGGAAAAUACUGCCACGUCUUGUUCCUCUUCAUAGGGGGAAAAAAUUGCCUGUUGAUGUCAACUGAGAUGAUGAAGAUUAAAUUUUCAAAAUUACAAAAAAAAAAAAACAUUUGUCCGACACCAUGCCUUGAGUAUUUUUUCCUCCAUGUUGCUGUUGACCGUCUCGGUGUCAGGUGGUGUUUGAGCAAGCGCGGCGAGCCUUCACGUCGCAUCGGCGUCACCCACC